AUGACAACCGAAGAGCAUCCAAUCAACCGAGCCGAAUGGCAAAAGGUCUACGGUGAGCCCACGUCCAAGCCCGGAUCGAUCAGCGUAGAUCAGCUCACUGCUUGGUAUGCCAACAAAACACCAGGCAAGGACUUUAUCGUCAUUGAUGUGCGACGUUCCGACUGCGAAUACAUACUUCCGGCAGCCAUCAAUCUGCCAGCCCAUUCUAUACCCGCGACUCUCCCGACGUUAGCACCAAUGCUCUCGACCAUCCCCAAGUUGAUCUUUCACUGCAACUCAAGCAAGGGCAGAGGCACGAGGGCUGCAGGAUGGGUGGCAGAUGCGCUUGUCAAGAUCCACACUCAAGCCGAUGCUUCAGAGACGCAGGCGCAGCAGAGCAUUGCACAACAGGUGCUCAUUCUCACAGGCGGGAUCAUAGCCUGGACCGAAAAGCACGGCAAGCGACCUCUAGAGACCCGAGGACAACUGUGGGAUGGCCGGACGCUAUCUGCAAUCCCUCUCUAA
Molecule: messenger RNA, 504 nt
Organism: Mycosarcoma maydis (corn smut)
Lineage: Eukaryota; Fungi; Basidiomycota; Ustilaginomycetes; Ustilaginales
Exons: 2
Coding region: 1-504 (167 amino acids)
Cellular component (GO): cytoplasm; nucleus
Molecular function (GO): protein tyrosine phosphatase activity
Source: RefSeq, a predicted model, not a curated record